This is a messenger RNA of Funneliformis geosporum, 322 nucleotides long. Lineage: Eukaryota; Fungi; Glomeromycota; Glomeromycetes; Glomerales; Glomeraceae. The record is from the annotation of a GenBank genome assembly.
CUUCAUUUUCAAAGCAUUUCCUGAUUCUAUGGCUAAAUAUAUUCAUCCAAAACUCGAUAAAGUUAGUUUUAUCAAUGUAUACUUCGAAAUUUAUAAACUUUUUGUUGACUCAACGAAAAUUAAAUGUCCUAUAAUUGUUAUUGGUGCAGAAGAAGAUAUAAUAUUUGAUUUUAAAGUUAUAAAAGAAACUGCUGAAGCUUAUGGUAUAGGAUUUGAUAUUAUUGAAGGUGCUGCUCACAAUAUUAUGUUGGACCUUACAUGGGAGGAUGCUGCUCGUGUUAUUUUUAAUAGAAUCCAAGAAAAAAUUGUUAACAAGGAAUAA